Messenger RNA from Indicator indicator, 660 nucleotides. It is a transcript of the gene RAB3B, whose product is annotated as RAB3B, member RAS oncogene family. The transcript is spliced from 4 exons. Gene Ontology annotation, biological process: protein localization to plasma membrane; protein secretion; regulation of exocytosis. Bases 1 to 660 code for a protein of 219 amino acids. The record is from RefSeq and is a predicted model, not a curated record. Lineage: Eukaryota; Metazoa; Chordata; Aves; Piciformes; Indicatoridae. Gene Ontology annotation, cellular component: plasma membrane; synaptic vesicle; endosome. Gene Ontology annotation, molecular function: GTPase activity; GTP binding.
AUGGCUUCAGUAACAGAUGCCAGAUACAGGCAGAAAGAUACUUCAGAUCAAAAUUUUGAUUACAUGUUCAAGCUCCUGAUCAUCGGCAACAGCAGCGUGGGCAAAACCUCCUUCCUCUUCAGGUACGCUGACGACACCUUCACACCAGCUUUCGUCAGCACCGUGGGGAUUGACUUCAAAGUGAAAACAGUGUACAGGAACGACAAGAGGGUGAAGCUUCAGAUCUGGGAUACAGCUGGGCAGGAGAGGUACAGGACCAUCACUACAGCCUACUACCGAGGAGCGAUGGGCUUCGUCCUGAUGUACGACAUCACCAGUGAAGACUCCUUCAAUGCAGUCCAGGACUGGGCCACACAAAUCAAGACUUACUCCUGGGACAACGCACAAGUGAUCCUGGUUGGAAACAAAUGUGACAUGGAAGAUGAAAGAAUUGUUCCUGUGGAGAAGGGGAAACUUCUGGCAGAUCAGUUAGGUUUUGACUAUUUUGAAGCCAGUGCCAAAGAAAACAUCAACGUAAGGCAGGUGUUUGAGCGCCUGGUGGACAUCAUCUGCGAGAAGAUGUUGGAGAGCAUAGAGUCAGACCCUGGCAGGGGCACCUCUGGCAGGGGCAUGCGGCUGACAGACAACCCCCCGCCGGCACCACACAACUGCUCCUGCUAG